Molecule: messenger RNA, 6180 nt
Organism: Anoplopoma fimbria (sablefish)
Lineage: Eukaryota; Metazoa; Chordata; Actinopteri; Perciformes; Anoplopomatidae
Gene: sgsm1b
Product: small G protein signaling modulator 1b
Exons: 24
Coding region: 1-3903 (1300 amino acids)
Biological process (GO): activation of GTPase activity
Molecular function (GO): GTPase activator activity
Source: RefSeq, a predicted model, not a curated record
AUGUUUUCUCUCGUCACAGAGGCCGAGACGCGUCAGAAAUUGCUGCGCAAUGUGAAGAAAGAGGUGAAACAAAUAAUGGAGGAGGCUGUAACGAGGAAAUUUGUGCACGCAGACAGCAGCCACAUCAUAUCCUUCUGCGCUGUAGUGGAGGCCUGCAUGCUUCAUGGACUGAAGCGGCGUGUUGCAGGUCUGCUCUGCAGUAACAAGGUUGCAGCACUCUUCAUGAAGGCGGCAAAAAGCUUUUCGCCUGCCGAGGAACUCUGCCACAAGGUCCAGGAGCUGGAACAGCUCAUUGAAAACAGCAAGCAGAACAAUUCUUCACUGAGUAAUGACCGCAGUCGGCAAUCAAAGUUGGCCAACCUGCCCCCUCAGGCACUGAAACACCUGUGGAUCCGAACUGCACUGAUGGAGAAGCUCCUAGACAAGAUUGUCGUGUACUUGGUGGAGAACAGCAGUGCCUUCUAUGAGAGAGAAGCUAUGCUGAUGGAUCCUGUGGAUGGACCAAUUCUUGCAUCUCUAUUGGUUGGCCCUUGUGCUUUGGAGUACACCAAAGUUAAGACCGCAGACCAUUUCUGGACGGACCCAUCUGCUGACGAGCUCGUGCAGCGGCAUCGCAUUCACAGCGGCCACUGUCGGCAGGAUUCGCCCUCAAGACGGCCUGCCCUGAUCCAGAAGAGGCAGUCCAGUGGUAGCAUAGAUGAUCGCCCUCUCAUGUGGGUGAGGGACUAUGUCGAAUCACUUCACCAAAACUCCAGAGCCACACUUCUGUUUGGGAAGAACAAUGUGCUGGUGCAGCCGAGAGAUGACAUGGAGGCCAUCCCGGGCUACCUUUCUCUACACCAAACUGCAGACGUCAUGACACUGAAAUGGACACCCAAUCAGCUGAUGAAUGGCAAUGUGGGGGAGCUGGAUUCUGAGAAAAGUGUUUAUUGGGAUUUUGCGAUGACAAUUCGUUUGGAGGAGAUUGUGUAUCUCCACUGUCAUCAGCAAGUAAACAGUGGUGGGACAGUAGUUUUGGUGAGCCAGGAUGGGAUCCAGAGACCCCCUCUGCAUUUCCCCAAAGGAGGCCACCUCCUCCAGUUUCUGACGUGCCUGGAGACCGGCCUGCUACCUCACGGACAGCUGGACCCACCGCUCUGGAAUCAGAGAGGAAAGGGAAAGGUUUUCCCCAAACUGCGAAAGAGGAGUCCACACGGCUCAUGUGAUUCUGUAUCCGAUAAGGAAGAUGAUGAAGCGACCGAUUAUGUGUUUCGAAUCCUCUUUCCUGGCAAUCAGAUGGAGUUCAUGGCCCUCGAGCUGAUGGACCAGGGCGUGAACAUCUGGCAACCGACGCCCAGAAAGUCCUCGUGCUCCUCCUGCUCACAGAAUGGCUCCUCUGAUGGCUCUCUGCCGAAUGGCUGUAAUCAGGAAAGGGCCCCCUUAAAGCUCCUUUGUGACACCAUGAAGUACCAGAUAAUCUCCCGUGCUUUCUAUGGAUGGCUUGCAUACUGCCGUCAUCUGUCCACAGUUCGUACGCACCUUUCUGCUCUGGUCAACACCACUAUAGUGGACCCUGAUGUGCCCUGUAAUGCCCGAGGAGGACUCACUGCGGAGGUCUGGGGCCAGUUCCUCAAGGACAGCUCUGCGUAUGAGGAAGAGGAGAUACACAGGCUUGUGUAUUUUGGUGGUGUGGCUCCUUCAUUACGCAAAGAGGUCUGGCCCUUCCUGUUGGGACACUACCAGUUUACCAUGACUGAGAAAUGCAGACUAGAGAUUGAUGAGCAGAUGCGGACCAUGUAUGAGCAGACUCUAAAGGAGUGGCAGGGCUGUGAGGCCAUAGUCCUUCAGAGGGAGAGGGAGAAACAUGCUGAGGCCCUCGCCAGAUGUUCGUCUGGAGCCAGUGUGGAAAGAGGGCCAGUGCAGCGGGACUCCACCAUCAGUACAGAUUCAUCUCUAAGUAUCAGCUCAGAUCCACAGAAUGCCCACUCACAAAGUGAUUCCAUCAGCAGCGGCCCACAGGUAUUUGAAUCAGUUGAGGCAGUGGAUCAGAUUGAGACUGAGCCCAGGGUUGAGGAAGGAGAAACACAGCAGAGUAGUCCACUGAAGGACAUCACAAGUGGCACUGCAGACAUCCCAAAACUUCCCUCCAGCAGUCCGUCCUCCCCAGGUCUGUCAAAUCAACAUCCAGGUUCAGAAAACAGCCCUAUUGUAACAGAGUCCGCUGAUGGAGCUGCAACUCCUCAGCAGUCAGAGGCAUCGCAAGUCUUACAUGAAAACACUACAACUGGAUCACAGUCAGAAGGGAUGGAUGUAAUGGACCCGGUAGCCAAAGCUGAGAUUUCAGAGACAAAGAUGGAGAAAGUUUCAGAAGGUGAGAAGGAUAAGGACUGUGGAAUCAGUGAGUUACAAGAGACAUCUGAAUCAAAAGAAAAACCUGAAGUAGAAGAAAAAAAAUCAGAGAAAUCUGAAGAUUUAAAAGCAGUCGACACAAAUAUGAAUUUAAGAAGUAUUCCAGAGAGCACUAAUGUUCUUAAGCUAGAAAGAGAGAUUCAUAAUGAAUAUUUCCAAGCGCCUCCACUCGGGCAGACCUUGACUUUUCAAGCACGCAAGAGCAAAGAUCUGGAAGCGGAGCCAUUAUGUCUGCCUUUAGCAGAAAAAGAUGCUAAUCCAGAGGGUGAAAAAAAGCCGGAGAUAUCUGAAACACCUGAGCCAGCUUCUGAAAAAAAGGCCUGUACCGCAGAGUCAGAAAGAAAGGAUGCCGAAGGAACAGUUUGUGAUUUGGCUGAAAUCAAAAAAGACAGACCUGCAGAAAUUCCAUUUGAGAAACCUGGUUCAAAUUCACCCGUCAGACAAGUACUGAACGCUCUCCAGUCAGCGUCAAGAGUAAGCCUUUCGAUAUCGCCCCACCCUCGGCAGUCUCCAGACACGGCAGAUUCAGAUGACUCUCCUUCGGCCCUGGAAAUGGAGGACAUUCCUGCAGGGACAUGUGUGACCUCUGAGGAUAUCAAUGCCAGGCCUUUGGCGGGUCUUGCUGCUCCCCCUGUCCCCCAUGCGCGAAGAGUGACAUUGGCAAUAGAGGACCUUGUCCUAGAUCACCAUCUGGACACAGCCUGUAACACCAGCCCUGAGGGCACCGACCUGGGCCUUUCUGAAGACGAGCCCGAGAUUGAAAAUGUGCUCACCGAACCAGAGUCUGCAGAGGCGGGAGGAGACACCAAACACGGCGAAUCCUCAGAAGAACAAACCUAUUCCCAAGAAAUACUGGACAUGUACUUGAUCAAUUUGCAUCGCAUUGACAAAGAUGUCCGACGUUGUGACAGAGCAUAUUGGUACUUCACUCCCGAGAACCUGGAGAAGCUGCGUAACAUCAUGUGCAGUUACGUGUGGCAGCAUCUGGAUACAGGUUACGUCCAGGGCAUGUGCGAUCUGCUGGCUCCCCUACUGGUUAUUCUAGACGAUGAGGUCAUGGCAUUCAGCUGCUUCACUGAACUAAUGAAGAGGAUGAACCAGAAUUUUCCACAUGGAGGUGCUAUGGACUCUCACUUUGCCAAUAUGCGCUCUCUUAUCCAGAUCCUGGACUCUGAGCUGUUUGAACUGAUGCAGCAGAAUGGAGACUACACUCACUUCUACUUCUGUUAUCGCUGGUUUCUACUUGACUUUAAAAGAGAAAUGGUGUAUGAUGACGUGUACUCUGUGUGGGAAACGAUCUGGGCAGCCAAGUACACCUCCUCUGACCACUUUGUGCUCUUCAUUGCUCUGGCACUUGUGGAGAUGUAUAAAGACAUCAUCCUAGAAAAUAACAUGGACUUCACAGAUAUCAUCAAGUUCUUUAAUGAAAUGGCAGAGCGACACAACGUUCCGCAGGUCCUGGUGAUGGCUCGAGACUUGGUCAACAAAGUGCAGACGCUUAUAGAAAACAAGUAAUGCUGCAAAGUCUGCUGCUGCUCCCAUGAUUCUUUGUGCUUAAAUGUUCUAACAUACUGACACAACCACUUACACAAUAGUAAUUUAUUCAAGAGGGAAGGAAUAGAUGUAAAUGAAAUGCAGUGUUUGGUAAGUACUGAAAAGAAAACUGGUCAUUAUUCUAAGAGAACUUCUUUCAAGUUGCUCCUCUCUAUAUUCAGGAGAUGCAAUUAUUGACAGUAAAUUUAUUUUGAAAGUGUAAUUGUUCACCUAGUGAAUGUACCCUUGCUUCAGGAUGUUUUUGUUUUGCCUUAAAUUGAGCUAUUUUUUCAGGGAUACAGCAACCAAAUUUGUCACUGUAUUGUUCUUUUGUUCGGUUAUACACAUCUCGUGAUGCACUUGAAUAUAUUUUCAAUAUUGUAAUUAUUUUCGCUGAAAUUGUAGCAAACAUGCUUGAACAUCUUGUGAUGCACUUGAAUAUAUUUCAGUAAUAAUAAUGUCUGGCAUUAUCAGAUUUGGGUUUUUUGUGAACGUUAGAGUUACACGAGAAGAGGUUGUGUCCACGUCGUAUGUGUGGUUAGCUUCUCAAUAGCCAUUUUGAGGACCUCUUGCUGGUAUUCUCUGAGGCUCGAUGGUCCUCUUCCUGUGUUUGCCUCUGAUGCACACAAGCUUGCAGGAUAUCCAGACCGAACCUGUGAACUCUGUGCCGUCUUGCAUGAUUGCACAUAGUUUGCAUACAGUACAGUACAGUAUCGCCCUUUCCUCUGUUACCAAACUGCCAUACUUUGUGCUCCUUCUAUCUCUGACCUCUAUGCAUUGAUUCGCUUUUAUUUCUGUGCGGACUGGUUCUUGCUACUGGUUCAAAAGGACUCUCACAUUCUUCUCACCUUAAAUAUCACAAUGCUGCUCAGGCUGACGAAUUCAGCAUUUCCUCACUAUAUACAGUGCUAACAGAUUCAACUUCUUUGCAGCAUUGCAAUAGCUACCGUGAUGGUUAAUUUCGAGCUGGUGGUAGACUUAAAGGGGGUUGCAGGGAAGGCAGAAUGCUUCUUUUGCACUCUGCUCUUCUAUUUCUGACUUUGAGUUUUUUUGCCUCUUUUUGGUCUGCCGAUCUUGGUUGCCUCGUCUUCAACACGCUCUAGUUCAUUAUUUUAUAUGCCCAAACUUUUAGCAACAAGUCUUACAAUGAUUGUUGAUAUUUUCUGGAGUAACUGUGCAUUUCUCUCCGUUAUUACGUCAAGAUAUCCAUGUCCAUACCUGCUGAAGAGGAGCUCUGUUUGCUAAACACAUUAGUCGUAAACUAGUGUGAACAUAAAAAGCACCCUCCACCUUGAUGGGCUCACCUCCUUCAUUAAUUCAUUUUAAAGAGCGGUCCUCUUAAGCUUCGCUUGUUACAUUUUAUAGCCCUCCCUCCGUGGAGGGCUAUCUUUCUGAAAUGGCCACCAGAUGUAUCUAUUGUGCACCUCCUCACACAGUUUCUGUGCAUUGUGCUGUAUUACAGUGCUGCUAAGACUGUCAUAACUCUAGCUACUUGUAUAUUUGAUCCUUUUAAGGCCUUAUCAGGUUUUCCCAGUCUUGUAAGUACCAGAAGGUCAAGUUAAUGCAUAAAGGGUCAGUUAAGUGGUAGCUAGUCAGUAAUAUGUAGCCAUGCGGAUCAUUUUGUUUUUAUGUGUGUAUGUUUACACCACUGAAUCUUCUACUGUUAAUCCAAUAGCGUGGAAGUUAAUACUUUUUUUAGAUGAAAAUGAAGACGUAUUGGCAAAGUGUUUUUUUCCAGAAAACCAAUGCUGGAGACCUUGAUGUCAUCAUUUAAAUUGGUCUAAUGAGGUCUUAUAGGGCCAAAUAAGGUCUGUGAAUCUGGUCUAUUUUGGAGAUAUUUUAGAUGGAUUAAAUCCUAUAAUCUCAGCUGAUAAAUACAAAACUAUCUACAUGGCUAGAUACCACCAUAAGUAUGUCAGAAAAUAUGAUUUGUUGGUGCCACUCACAGUUACAAAAUAGCCAUAACCCACCCAUGUUUGGUUCAGUGUGGCUUAAACACCAGUGUUUUGAUAUCACUGCUAAUGUGUCUCCACAUGAUCUUCUAAAACAUGCCCGAGUAUUGCUGUUUGUGCAUUGCUGUGUUUGUUGUCAGAAGAUUUAUUGUAUACAAUGUGUUGGAAAGAAACAAAGAAAGUACAUAUUUAUUAAAUGCAAUACAAUGUCUGUAUAUGGGCUUUAUCGGAUUAUAAUGAACAGAAAGAUAAAAAUAUGCCAUUGGAAAUAAAUAUAUUUUUAUUUUUUUCUGUCUUCUAAAAAUGU